AUGACUAUCUUUGUUGCUACCCUCUUUCUGCCCUACACCAUCAACUUUGAUAUUCCGGCGUCUGCUGCUCGGUCCGAGUCCCCAGAAUUCCCGAGACCGCAGUUGACACUUGCUCAGAACUCUCCGGGCGAGACUGCGACCGUGAGCCUCUUCACACCCGGUGCAGGCAGCAGCUCCCAUCUCUCCCAGCUCUCCCAGAGCCCUGGUCCCAUCCCUCCGACUCCAGGCGCAACCACCGACCAUGAAAAGAUCUUCCGACCUCACACUGAACGGAAAAUAAGCCUGACUCUUCCCAGCCUCAAGAAAGAAGUCUCAGUGCCUGUGCGCGCCAUCUCUCGACAUGAUCUUCACUCCCCAGGUUGGGGCAAGACCUUCACCUGGAACCAACCUCCUUCACGCGCCAAGUCCCCUCCGCCAAGUUCAAUUCUGAAGCACACCGUGGUCAGCGUUAAGGAUGUCAAGGAGGCCAAAGAGAAGGCAACUGCGAUCGCCCUCACCACCUCUCGCAAGUCUUCUCGUCGCCAGAGAACGAGGACUGUUAGUCACGAAAGGCACUUUUCACACGACAGUUACACGGUGGAAAAGGCCAUCAUCGGUAACGGAGGGCUCUACAAUGCCAUUGACGCUGCUGUAGACGCGGGCAUCUGCGAGGAAAAGACUUGGGUUGGAACCCUUGGCUGCCCAGUUGACGCUUUGGACGAGCACUUAAAGGAGAAUAUUGCAGAGAAACUGGAAAACGACUAUGAUUGUUUGACGGUCUAUGCCAGUGACAGCGAUCUCAAUGGUCAUUACGAGCACUACUGCAAGACCAUUCUUUGGCCGGUGGUUCACUAUCAGAUUCCCGACCAUCCAAAGAGCAAGGCGUAUGAGGAUCACUCUUGGGUUUUCUAUGUUAAGGUCAACGAAGCCUUUGCUGAUCGCAUCGCCAAGAACUGGAAGAAGGGAGAUGUCAUCUGGAUCCAUGAUUACCACCUAUUGCUCCUGCCAGGCCUCCUACGUCAGAAGCUUCCCGAGGCUCAGAUCGGCUUCUUCCUGCAUACGGCCUUCCCUUCGUCAGAAAUCUUCCGGUGCCUCGCUGUGCGUACGGACCUCCUGCAAGGCAUGCUGGGCGCCAACAUGAUUGGGUUUCAGAACGAAGAAUAUGGCCACCAUUUCCUACAGACCUGCAGUCGGCUCCUCAACGUCGAAGCCACCAAGCACGGCGUCAUCCUUGAAGACGGCCGAUUUGUCCAUGUCAAUACAUGCCCGAUUGGUAUUGAUCCCAAAGCCAUCGACCAGCAGCGACAGGUCAAAGAAGUUCAAGAAUGGGUGCACACCAUCACCGACAAAUACCGAGGCAAGCGGAUCAUCGUGGCUAGGGACAAGCUAGACAGCAUUCGCGGGGUCCGUCAAAAAAUUCUGGCCUACGAACUGUUCCUGAACAAAUAUCCCGAAUAUCGAGAAAAAGUCGUGCUCAUCCAAAUCGCAACCUCUUCUGCAGAGGAUCCCGAGUUGAGUGCUACCGUGGCCGACAUAGUGACUCGGGUCAAUUCCACCCAUUCGACCUUGGCUCACCAACCGCUGGUAUUCUUGAAGCAAGACAUUGACUUUUCUCAAUACAUGGCUUUGCUCACAGUCGCCGAGUGCUUGAUGAUUACCAGCUUGCGAGAAGGCAUGAACUUGACGAGUCAUGAGUGGAUCCUCUGCCAGGACGGCAAAAUCUCCGAGAACAAGUACGGCCCUCUGAUUCUUAGUGAGUUCACGGGGUCCGCUACGGUGUUUGGGCACGAUGCUCUUUUGGUCAAUCCCUGGCAUUACAGCCAUUGUGCCGAGGCCAUCAAGAAAGCUCUGGACAUGUCCCUCGAAGAGCGUGAGACUCGCUGGAAGGCUCUGUACGAUAUUGUCGUGCAUCAGAACGCUGUCGGCUGGUUCGAGCGCUAUAUCAAGGGUCUAGAGCACGCCUGGAAAGAACAUACGGUUCGUGACUCUACCGCCGUUCCGCGGCUGUCCUCGUCCGCGGUCAAGACCAAGUAUCAGAGAGCUCAAAAGCGGUUGAUUAUCCUCGACUACGAGGGAACUUUGGCUUCAUGGGGUUCGCCCACCGACAUCAUCUUGACCACCCCCAAGAGGUCGGUCGACGUGCUGAAUGAUCUGAUCGAGGACAAGAAGAACAUUGUGUACGUCAUGAGCUCGAGAAUGCCGGAGGAGAUGGAGCGGCUGUUCAGUCCGGUCAGUGGCGUUGGGAUGAUUGCCGAAAACGGCGCCUUCGUUAUGGAACCGGGCACCGAUGAGUGGCAGGAGUUGACCAACCUCGAGCACGUCCACAACUGGAAGACGGGGGUGAAGAGUAUUCUUCAAUACUAUGUCGAGAGAAUUGAAGGCAGCCGGAUCGAAGAGCGCCAUGCCUCAUUGAUCUUCGACUACUCGGAUGCCGAGGACAGGCAAGGGGCUUUCAAACAAGCGGGCGAGUGCGCUAAUCACAUCAACGACGCCUGCCGUGGACAGAAUGUCAAUGCGAUCCCCAUUGAGAACGGACUGAACAUUUCGGAAAUCGAUGUCAACAAAGGAACCGCCGCUCAAAUGAUUGGCGAGAAUCUGGAGAAGUUGGCGCAGGAGAAGGGUGUGCCGUUCCCCGACUUCCUUCUGGUCAUUGGCGACUCGCGGGAGGAUGAGUACGUCUUCAACUGGGCUCAUCGGUUGGAGAGGGCCGAGAAGAUUCGAGAUGUUGUCACAGUGACGUUGGGCGCCAGAAGCACUGAAGCAUCGGCCACGUUGACUCAAGGCGUCACCGGUGUCUUAUCGAUUCUGGAGAAACUCGCACGGAGUCUGGAGAAAGUGUGA
This is a messenger RNA of Fonsecaea erecta, 2820 nucleotides long. RefSeq names its product trehalose-phosphatase. Bases 1 to 2820 code for a protein of 939 amino acids. The record is from RefSeq and is a predicted model, not a curated record. Gene Ontology annotation, cellular component: alpha,alpha-trehalose-phosphate synthase complex (UDP-forming); cytosol. Gene Ontology annotation, biological process: trehalose biosynthetic process. The transcript is spliced from 2 exons. NCBI's taxonomy places the organism in Eukaryota, Fungi, Ascomycota, Eurotiomycetes, Chaetothyriales, Herpotrichiellaceae. Gene Ontology annotation, molecular function: catalytic activity.